Nicotiana attenuata is the source of this 1383-nucleotide messenger RNA. RefSeq lists its product as uncharacterized. Lineage: Eukaryota; Viridiplantae; Streptophyta; Magnoliopsida; Solanales; Solanaceae. The record is from RefSeq and is a predicted model, not a curated record. The coding region runs from base 1 to 1383 and encodes 460 amino acids. The transcript is spliced from 5 exons. Gene Ontology annotation, molecular function: nucleic acid binding.
AUGGACUUGAUGAAUAGUCUAUUCCAGCCAUAUUUAGAUCCGUUCGUAAUAGUCUUUAAUGAUGAUAUUCUGGUUUAUUCACGUUCAGAGGAUGAGCAUGUGGACCACCUGCGAGCGUCUGUAGCAUUCUUGGGGCACAUUGUAUCCGACGGAGGUAUAAAGGUAGACACUCAGAAGAUUGAGGCUGUGAAAUCCUGGCCUAGACCUACCACUCUGACAGAGAUUCGUAGCUUUCUAGGCUUAGCAGGAUAUUACCGGAGGUUCGUAGAGGGGUUUUCUUCUCUUUCAGCACCAUUAACGAAGUUGACGCAGAAAGCAACUAAGUUCCAGUGGACAGAGGCCUGUGAGCAAAGUUUCCAGGAGCUUAAGAACAGGUUGACCUUAGCGCCAGUUCUAGCAUUUCUAGAGGGCCCAGAUGAUUAUGUCAUGAAUUGUGAUGCCUCAGCUGUCGAGUUAGGAUGUGUCCUGAUGCAACACGGGAAAGUAAUUGCGUAUACUUCAAGGCAGUUAAGGAAGCAUGAGCGGAAUUAUCCGACACACGACCUCGAAUUAGCUGCGGUUGUCCAUGCACUUAAGAUACAACGACAUUAUUUAUAUGGUGUUCAUGUUGAUAUAUUCACAGAUCAUAAAAGCCUAUGUAGCAGAGCUACGAGACAGGAUUAUGUCAGAGGCACAUUAUUCGUGUACUCCAUUCACCCUGGGUCGACGAAGAUGUAUCAUGCCAUUAAGGAGGUGUAUUGGUGGAACGAUAUGAAGAAGAACAUUGUUGAGUAUGUCGCUCAGUGUCCUAGUUGCCAGCAGGUGAAGAUAGAGCACCAGAAGCCCGGAGGGCUAAUGCUGACUAUGGAGAUCCAGACAUGGAAAUGGAAGGCGAUAAACAUGGACUUUAUCACGGGCUUACCUCGUUCUCAUCGUAAGUUCGAUUCCAUAUGGAUGAUAGUCGAUAGGCUCAUGAAAUCAGCUCAUUUCCUACCGGUCAGAUCUACAUAUACAGCAGAAGAUUAUGCAAAGUUAUUUAUUAAAGAGAUAGUGCGACUACACGGAGUGCCGAUAUCUAUUAUAUCUGACCGUGGGGCCCAGUUUACAGCACAUUUUUGGAGGUGCAGAUCUCCUAUAUGGUGGUUUGAUGUUGGAGAAUCUAGGUUACGUGGGCCAGACCUGGUUCAGCUGGCCAUAGAAAAAGUAAUGCUUAUUCGGGAGCGACUGUUGACAGCUCAGAGUCGCCAGAAGUCAUAUUUUGACGUGCGGCGACGAGAUUUAGAGUUCGGGGUUGAUGACUGGGUAUUCUUAAAGGUGUCACCUAUUAAAGGUGUGAUAAGUCUGUUGCUUACGGUGGGAACUGACAGAGAACAUGGUUCUCCAUAUAGCUUGGUGGACGCUUAG